AUGUUGAGUCGCUGGGUGCAGACAACGUGGCGCGCCGAGGCGAGCGGAGUCGGGGCUGGGGGCUUCCGCGGGCGCGUCCUGCCCUGUUUGAAGAGGCCGUGGGUUCAUGCCGUGCUGCUCUACCUCCUCACCUUCGGCGUCGUGCUGCCCCUGCUGUGCCAGGGACUGCGGCAGUCCCGGUAUUUCGCCCGCACCGCCCACCUCCGGCGCCUGACGGAGGAGGCGCUGGAGCGCAGCCGGGCGAGGGGCGAGGAGGCGGAGCGCUACGUUCGGGAGGCGGAGCCGGGCCACCCGGCCCGCGGGGCCCCCGUCGCGGUCGUUGCGGUGCUGACGGUGUCCCGGAAACAGGCCGCCGCCUACCGCUACUACCUGCAGGUGGUGUCGGCCCUGCACCGGCUGCUGGCUUCGUGCCGCGGUUGCCGGGGCUACCGGCUCUUCGCCUGCAACGUGGACCCUGAGCCUGAUGGCCACUGGGAGGCGUCGGAGGCCUCCCGCCUCAUCCCCACCGGACAGCGGUUCGGCCGAGCCCGCGGCAGGCCAUCAGGGGGCGACGACAACCGCUUCGAGAAGGAGAAGCAGGACUAUGCCUACUGCCUGCAGGAGGCGCUCUCUGCCUACGGCCCCCGGCACGUGGUUCUGCUGGAGGACGACGCUGUGCCAACGGAGGACUUCUUCCUGGUCCUGCGGGACCUCCUGGAGAGGAGGCUGACCACCCCUGCCGCCCGGGGAGCCCUCUACGUCAAGCUCUACCACCCCGAGAGGCUGCAGGGGUACCUCAACCCCGAGCCCAUGCGCGUCCUGGAGUGGCUGGGCCUGGGCGCCCUGGGCGGCACCUCGCUCAGCAUCGUCUACCGGAAGCUCUGCCGAAGGGCCUCGGUGAUGCUGAGUUGGGCCGUUCUGGCCCUCUACACCAUGCUGGUGGUCGAGCUGGCCGGGCGCCACUACCUGCUGGAGUGGCGCCGCCUCAGCCCUCAGCUCUACUCCCUGAUGCCCGCCACCGAGUGCUGCACUCCCGCCAUGCUCUUCUCGGCGCCGGCUGCCCGCCGGGUGCUGGCGUACCUCGGCAGCGUUCGGUGCAGGGCAGGCUACGCCAAGGACACGGCGCUCUACGCCCUGCUGCGGGAACACGGCGAGACUGCCUACGCCCUGGAGCCCAACCUGGUCACCCACAUCGGACUCUACUCCACCCUCCGAGGCCCCGUCGCUCAACCCAGCCUCUGA
Molecule: messenger RNA, 1221 nt
Organism: Stegostoma tigrinum
Lineage: Eukaryota; Metazoa; Chordata; Chondrichthyes; Orectolobiformes; Stegostomatidae
Product: post-GPI attachment to proteins factor 4-like
Exons: 1
Coding region: 1-1221 (406 amino acids)
Biological process (GO): GPI anchor biosynthetic process
Cellular component (GO): Golgi membrane
Molecular function (GO): glycosyltransferase activity
Source: RefSeq, a predicted model, not a curated record